AAGUAAAUUAAAUGUGGAAAAAAAAAAUAUUCGAUUAAAAGAAAGACACAAAGCCGGAAAAAAUUCAUUAUUCCAUCUGAAUCCAUUAGAUGGCCUGAUUUUUGUCGUCGUACGUACUAAAUUCUCCUCCAAAAUGUGUUUUACAAUCGGCCAAAUUGAGCGAGCGUGUGGAUUAUUGGUGCUGACCGAGUUCAACACAUUCGUUUACUGCUGCAAAAAUUGUCAGUGUGAAUUUGAAUCCGGGCCCAAUUUGGAGGUGCACAUUUUGUCAGAGCAUCAAGAUGAUAAAGGAGCGGUAUUUGUGAAUGGUAACGUUUUGGUGGAUAAUUGUAGCUUCGAGCCAACACCAAUUGAACUCGACGCAUCAAAAGUAAAAAUUGAGCAAUUUGAAUCGAAUGUUGAAGAGUCAGAUGUGCUAAAUGUGGAAGAAUCAUGUGUUGAAUAUGCCAAACCGUUUUCAGUUUCGUUGGCGAAUGCACAUUUUGAUAUUGGCUGCAACAGCGUUGAGAAGACAAAUAAAACAAUAGUAUCGUUUCAUCAAGAACAACCACAAGAUGCAGUGAAUUCGGAAGAAAAAAUGAUUUUAGUGGCAAAUGGAACAGUCGAAAUUGAAUCAGUUGGCCACAGUUCUUUGCAAACAGCACAUGAUGUGUCAAUGCCACAGAAACGAUCACGAGGUCGUCCACCGGGACUGAAAAGACAGAAAAUUGAAGUAAAACCACACAAACCAAGAGGUCGUCCAGCUGGAACGAAGAAUAAGCAAACCAUCAUCAAUGAAGCGAUCAAAGCAAUGACACCGAAACGAUCAGUUGGACGCCCGCCCAACACGUUAGAAAUGAGCAACCGGAGGUUUUAUUGUGACAUGUGCGCUGACAUAUCAUUCAAAUAUAAACAGGGGUUAUUAAGACACAUGACUCUCCGUCAUAUACGUCCGCCUGGAACAGAGAAUCCCAUCGAAAAGUUAGAAAAUAGCAACCAAAGAUUUUACUGUGACAUGUGCCCGGAAUUAUCAUUUAAACAAAAAACGGGUAUGAAAAAACACAUGACUCGCCGUCAUAUACGUAAAGAUAUUGCAGAAAAGUUGAAGCAAUGUGAAAUUUGUCACAAAUUUCCACGGAUAAGCUAUGAGCAUCACAUGAAAAUAAAGCACUCGGAACUGCAAUUUAAAUGCGACAUUUGUGAUGCAGUUUUUAGACAAAACACAUCUCGAGUCAUUCAUAUGCGAAAACACACUGGCGAAAAGCCAUAUCUCUGCUCCAUCUGCGGCAAAGCAUUCGCUUCAAAUAUGAGACGUUUCAUUCAUGAAAGAGGCGUGCAUAGUACAGUCCAUAAACAUCCAUGCUCCUAUUGCGAAAAAACGUUUGACACACGACAACGUCUUCAAGACCAUGUCAACGCAAUUCAUACGAAGAUACGGCCGUACUCAUGUGACGUUUGUAAUAAAAAUUUCUCUACAAAGGACUCACUACGUAUACACAAAGCUAGUCACGGGGAAGCAAAGCUUAAGUGCAGAUAUUGUGAAACUGCCUUUAAAACAAGAACCAGUCGAUGGCGACACGAAAUGGUCUAUCAUAGGAAAGUAGUUAUGGUCGAUGGCAAAUUUAUGAACAUGUACAAAAAAAGUGAUCGAAUGAAGAUGGAAAUGCUGACGAAGAAAGAUCAGGGAUAUUCAUUGGCAUUUCCAAUGGAAAAUAAACAAUCAAGCACAAAACAUCACAAGCCGAUAGACAAAAAACACCAAAAAAGUAAAUUAAAUGUGGGAAAAAUAAAUAUUCGAUUAAAAGAAAGACACAAAGCCGGAAAAAAUUCAUUAUUCCAUCUGAAUCCAUUGGAUGGUUUGAUUUUUGUCGAUACACGUACUAAAUUCCGCCUCAAAAUGUGUUUCACAAUCGACCAAAUUGAGCGAGCGUGUGGAUUAUUGGUGCUGACCGAGUUCAACACAUUCGUUUACUGCUGCAAAAGUUGUCAGUGUGAAUUUGAGUCUGGAUCCAAUUUAGAAGUGCACAUUUUGUCGGAGCAUCAAGACGAUAUGGAAACAAUUUUCGAGAAUAGUGAAGUUUUUGUGGAAAGUUUUAAUCCAUAUGCAUCGAAUCCGGCGAUAUCAGAAUAUGGAAUUUGGCCAACCAAUGUCAAAGUUGAACAAACCGAUGUAGAAGAAUUGAAUGAGUCAAAAUUGCUUCAAUCGAGUGAAGCAUAUGUCGAAGAAUCCAGUAAUGACGACACACCAUUGGCUGAUUUGUUGGGGAAUCACGGUAUCGACAACGUAAACAGCAGUGAUGAGUCAAUCAAAGCUAACGACGAAUUGUCAAUUGUGAAAAAACGAAGAGGACAACCGGUUGGAUGGAGACAAAGGCGAUACAGUGACGAAGCAUUCACACCUGAAAAAAAGAAAGCUGGCACAAAACGAGCGCCUGGUCGACCACCAGGAGCAAAAAAUAAGAACUACGACGAUGCAUUGGAAACGAAAUACGCAAUAAAUGACGAUGCGAAACCCCGGAUCAAAAGAGCUGGUCGGCCAACCACCGGUCAAUUCUACUGUGAAAUGUGUCCGGAUCUAACGUUCGAUGGAAAAAUGAAUCUGACCAGACACAUGCACCGCUGUCACGUUCUGCAAAAGCGAAAAUGUGAAAUAUGCAACAAAAUUACAAGAAAAGGCUACGAAAGACAUAUGAAAAAGUGUCAUCCGAAAGAAGCAGGUAGAAAGCAACGAAUUAGUCGUCCAGUUGGAUCGAAAAAUCGUAACUACGCACGAGAUGACAUCAAAAAUUACCAUAUCAUAGAUAACAAAGUGGAAAGCAUGACCAAAAGAGGUGGUCGGCCUACGAUUGGCAUAUUCUACUGUGAGAUGUGUCCGGAUCUAACGUUUGACGGUAAAAUGAAUCUCAAAAAGCACAUGUUUCGCUGUCAUAUACUACAAAAGUGGUGUAAAAUAUGCAAGUAUCGUCCAAGACAGAGCUACGAACGACACAUGCUUAAGCAUCAUCCGAAUCAACCGCACACAUGCCACAUAUGUAACGCCAUUUUCAAAGGUCAGCCGAGCCUAAAGGCCCAUUUGCGUUUACAUACAGGCGAAAAACCUUAUCUAUGUGCCACAUGCGGCAAAUCAUUCACCACACAUGCACUGUAUCGCAACCAUGAAGUUAGAGUACACAGAAAUAUAAGGAAAUAUAAGUGUCAACAUUGCAGUAGCUCAUUCCAUGUUCGCUACCGACUUCAAGAUCAUAUGAACGCAUUUCACACAAUGGAAAAGCCACAUCAGUGCGAUAUAUGUGGAAAAGGUUUCGCUUCUAGAACCUAUGCACGUAUCCAUCGAAUUACACAUGGCGAGAAAGAGUUGCAAUGUCGAUACUGUGAUAAAAUGUUCAAACUCGCAGGAAAUCGACUGAAGCAUGAAACAUCGAUGCAUAACAUUGUUAUAACAUAUACGAAAACCGGCAAUUGA
This is a messenger RNA of Sitodiplosis mosellana (orange wheat blossom midge), 3442 nucleotides long. Its product is annotated as zinc finger protein 227-like. Lineage: Eukaryota; Metazoa; Arthropoda; Insecta; Diptera; Cecidomyiidae. The coding region runs from base 134 to 3442 and encodes 1102 amino acids. Gene Ontology annotation, molecular function: DNA-binding transcription factor activity; RNA polymerase II cis-regulatory region sequence-specific DNA binding. Gene Ontology annotation, biological process: regulation of transcription by RNA polymerase II. The transcript is spliced from 2 exons. The record is from RefSeq and is a predicted model, not a curated record.